Molecule: messenger RNA, 1827 nt
Organism: Solanum verrucosum
Lineage: Eukaryota; Viridiplantae; Streptophyta; Magnoliopsida; Solanales; Solanaceae
Product: zinc finger protein JACKDAW-like
Exons: 3
Coding region: 353-1720 (455 amino acids)
Cellular component (GO): nucleus
Molecular function (GO): DNA-binding transcription factor activity
Source: RefSeq, a predicted model, not a curated record
AUUCUCUUUUUACUUUUAUAGUCUCUUUUUGGUGUUUUCUUUUGAAAUUAUACAGACCCUUUUCUUCUCUUAUCUCCCUCUUUAAAGAUCUUAAAACUUUGAGCAAAGCCAAGAAAAAAAAAAAAAGUCUUUAUAAGUUCUUGUUUUUUACUUAGUGUUUUUCAAGAUUCAAACUUGUGUCUUUUAUUGUGUUUUUGUUCUUUUGGAACAAUCUGAAAAAGAAAAAAAAAAAAACUUGUGAGAUUAAGUUCUUUUAUCUGUUUGUAUUUGAAAAAAUUUAAAGCUUUUUUUGUGAGUUAGCUUUGUUUUCUAGCUCCAACAAAGCUAAAACAAAAGCCCCAUUUUGUUAAAAAUGAUGUCUGGAGAUUUGUUUUCAAUUCAUCAACAACAACAACAAGUACUAGUUGAACAAAACCCUAACCCUAAAGCUAAUUCUUCUUCUAAGAAAAGAAGAAAUCUUCCAGAUCCAGAUGCUGAAGUUAUUGCAAUAUCACCCAAAACACUCAUGGCUACAAACAGAUUCAUAUGUGAAAUCUGCAACAAAGGUUUUCAGAGGGACCAAAACUUGCAACUUCAUAGAAGAGGACAUAAUCUUCCAUGGAAGUUAAAGCAAAGGAACAAACAAGAAAUAGUUAAGAAGAAAGUUUACAUAUGUCCAGAAAAGACUUGUGUACAUCAUGAUCCUUCAAGAGCACUUGGUGACCUUACUGGUAUAAAGAAGCAUUUUAGCAGAAAACAUGGUGAGAAAAAAUGGAAAUGUGAAAAGUGUUCAAAGAAAUAUGCAGUUCAAUCUGAUUGGAAAGCUCAUACUAAGACUUGUGGUACUAGAGAGUAUAAAUGUGACUGUGGAACACUCUUUUCCAGGAAAGAUAGUUUCAUUACCCAUAGAGCUUUCUGUGAUGCUUUAGCUGAAGAGAGUGCAAGAAUCACUUCAGUUGGAACUACUCCCAACAAUUUGAACUUCAACCAGCAACAACAACAACCUGUUGGCAUUUCCCAAAUUGGGACAAGUUUUGUCCAAGAUUUUACAAGUAUGACAACUGUGAAUCCUCUACAUCAGCAUCAGCAAAAACCAAGAUCAUCACUUUGGCUAAAUCAAGCUAAUAACAACAUGUCAUCACCAAGUUCAAAUCUUUUUGGCUUACCAGAUCAUCAUAUGGUCCAAAUCCCAUCUCCAAAUAUGUUUGGUACUGGAUCAUCAAUUGGCAACCAAAUACUUACCCCCCCCACCACCACCACCAACACCCCUGCAACCCCAAAUCCCCCAAUACCAAUGUCAGCAACAGCCCUUCUACAAAAAGCAGCACAAAUGGGGUCAACAAAAAGCACACCAAAUUACUUUUCCAACACAUUUGGAGUAAUGAACUCAUCAUCUUCUCCUUCAUCAAACAACACAACACAAAUCUUCAACAACAAUGAAAUCCAUCAAGCUUUUGCAAAACAAACAGAGGAUUACAAUCAAACAGAGAAUAUACUCAUCAAUGGGUGUCCAAAUAUGAAUUCAUCUGUUCAUUCUAAAGCAAUCAAUUUGGAUCAGGCAUUAUUACAAACAGGUGGUAUGCAUAAUCAAACUGUUCAUUUCAACUUGCAUAAUAGUCUUACUAGAGAUUUUUUAGGCAUGGGGAAUGAAAGGGGUCAGCCAUUUUUGCCACAAGAAUUGGCAAAGUUUGCUUCAAUGAAUGCAGCUAUGGGGUUAAGCCAUUACAGUACUGGUCACUAGUCCUAGCAAGUUUGUUUUUUUUUUUUUUUUUUUUUUUGUAUUACAAAAAUACAAUAAUGUAAAAUUUGAACCUUAUCUUAUUAGCAAGCUGGCAUUUUUUUUUACUU